Messenger RNA from Seriola aureovittata, 1993 nucleotides. RefSeq names its product torsin-1A-like. The transcript has 7 exons. The record is from RefSeq and is a predicted model, not a curated record. The coding region runs from base 226 to 1374 and encodes 382 amino acids. Gene Ontology annotation, biological process: protein localization to nucleus; nuclear membrane organization. Lineage: Eukaryota; Metazoa; Chordata; Actinopteri; Carangiformes; Carangidae. Gene Ontology annotation, molecular function: kinesin binding; ATP hydrolysis activity; ATP binding. Gene Ontology annotation, cellular component: nuclear envelope; endoplasmic reticulum lumen.
UGCUGCUGUGGAUGUUGGUCUGCUCCGGAGGGGCUGAGGCGUGUGAUGACGCCUGCCUCGCAGCAACAUUAGUGGUCAGCGUUUCUGUGACUCUGGCUGGAGUUUCAUUUAAGUACCAAACUUCCAACAAUUAUGAGAGCUGUGGACACCAGUUGAUUUCUUUCACAUGGCAAGCAUCAGUUAAAGCAGUGGCUCAAAGAGGGCAUCACCGACUGUGAACGCUCCAUGUUCAUCUUUCAUGAGGUGGAUAAGUUGGAUCCUGAAUUGAUGGACAGCAUUAAGUCAUACCUGGACUACUAUGACAAGCUGGAUGGAGUUUCUUAUCGGAAAGCCAUCUUCAUCUUCAUCAGGCAGCUUUUGUUCGAAAUGAAACCGAGGGAGCGACACGUCCUGCUGCUGUGGAUGCUGGUCUGCUCCGGCGCGACUGAGGCGGUCGAUCCCUUCACCAUCGGGGCCGGUGUGGCGGGGACUGCCGCUGCGGGGAUAUUUUCACCCAUGAUUUACUGCCGCUUCAAAGAGUGCUGUCGACCAAACUGGGUUUCUUUCAAAUCGACAGGACUGAAGAAAGACCUGGAUAACAAACUGUUCGGACAGCAUGUUGCAUCACGCAUCAUCUUAAAAGCUGUGGAUGGAUUCAUGAGCAAUGACAACCCCAAGAAGCCUCUGGUGCUCUCUCUGCAUGGAUCGACCGGCACAGGGAAGAACUUUGCUAGUCAGCUGAUUGCUGAAAACAUUUACGAGAAGGGAAUUAAGAGCAAUUUUUUUCAUGUUCUCUCAGCCACACAUCACUUCCCACAUCCAAAACAACAUCUUCAAACCUACAAGCAUCAGUUAAAGCAGUUGCUAAGAGACAGUGUCACCGACUGUGAACGCUCCAUGUUCAUCUUUGAUGAGGUGGAUAAGAUGGAUCCCCAAUUGAUUGACAGUAUCAAGUCAUACCUGGACUACUAUGACAACCUGGAUGGAGUUUCUUAUCGGAAAGCCAUCUUCAUCUUCCUCAGCAAUGCCGGCGGCGACAGCAUCGCACAGACGGCUUUAGAUUUCUGGAAAGCAGGACAAAAACGAGAGGAGAUCGGGCACAAUGACCUGGGAACAUCGCUCUCUCUAUCACUGUUCAACAACAAAGACAGUGGCUUUUUUCAUUCAAGUUUGAUUGACAAGAGCCUGGUGGACUUCUUCGUCCCAUUGCUGCCUCUGGAGUACAAACAUGUGGUCCAGUGUGCCAUGGCUGAGAUGAAAGCCAGAGGACGUCAGCCGGACCAGGAUGUGGCAGAGAGGCUGGCCAAAGAUUUAGUCUAUUUCCCCAAAUCUGAAAGAGUCUUCUCUAGCACUGGCUGCAAGACAGUAGACACCAAGUUGAACUUCUACUUAUAAUAUCACCAUCGGAUGGAUGCUACGUUGGAUCACAAUGUUUACAAAGAAAAUCUGACUGAACUCUUUAGACGUCUCUUUGGAGAUUUGGCUGUCUGACCUCGGGGCCAUGAAGAGGGUCAGCAGGCCUUCUCCUAUGUUUCAUCUCGUUUAUAAUAAUAAGAUUUGAAUAUUAUCAUUUGCAACUGAAUAAGGGGUUUGAUCAUCACUUUUAUGUGACAACAAUGAGAAGAUGGUGUUGCCUUCCUGAGAGACACUUAAUGACUGAAUGAGUCCUGAAACUAUGACAUGUCACUGUUUUAAUAUAUUUUUAAUGUGUACUCCAUAUAAUGUUUGUGGAUUACUGGAAAUCACCUGCCUUAAUUCUUACUUUCACCAUUUUAAAACUGUUAUUUUACACGUGUCCAUUUUACCGUACAUAUGAGUUUAUUAACAGUGUUGGACUUUGUGGGUCUGCAGUUUCAGUUUAGUUCAGUUUGUACUUGUUAAAGAAGUAAUGCCCUUAAUGAUCUUAUUUUCUUAUUCUUUAGAUUUCUUUUCACCCUCCUGACAACAUGUUGCCCUCAUUUUUUUGAUAGGAUUCAGGUCUAUGGUUGCCAAUAAAACAGAAAUGGAUAAAAAA